Molecule: messenger RNA, 4990 nt
Organism: Melanotaenia boesemani (Boeseman's rainbowfish)
Lineage: Eukaryota; Metazoa; Chordata; Actinopteri; Atheriniformes; Melanotaeniidae
Product: protein mono-ADP-ribosyltransferase PARP14-like
Exons: 14
Coding region: 60-4163 (1367 amino acids)
Biological process (GO): negative regulation of gene expression
Cellular component (GO): nucleus; cytoplasm
Molecular function (GO): NAD+ poly-ADP-ribosyltransferase activity; transcription corepressor activity
Source: RefSeq, a predicted model, not a curated record
CUCAGUAAGACAGAUUCGACGGGACGCAGGGGAACGAUUAAUUUAAAAUAGCUGGUAAAAUGGAUGAAUACCAGUAUCCGCUGUUUUUUGAGGCCAGAGAUCUGACAGAUCGAGAAAAGGAAAAGGUCAGGAGACACUUUCAGAAAAGAAGAGACUCUGGGGGAGGUGAUUGUGCAAUAAUAGAGAAGAUUGGAGACAAAACGUAUAAAAUCUGUUUCAGAGAAAGUGAAACUCAGGAAAGAGUUUUGCAGAGAAAGAAUCACACCAUCUCUCUUCCUGGUGGGGAGUUGUGUCUGACCGUGAGUCGAACUAUUUUGCCACAGGCCUCAGAUCAGCCUGCAACAAGUCAGCCACAGACACUUACAAAAGGAAAUACAAAAGGUCUUGAGAAGGUUUUCAAAAUAGACAUCUUCCUUAUGUACUACAUGAGAGACAACCCUAAAAUAUUCAAAAUAUUACACAAGCAGCUCUCCUCAAUCGGCUGCACGCUGGAAUUAGACUUUGAUGAAGAGGAGGCAGUAGUGAGGGGAGAUAUUGAGAAGGGACCUGGUGGAGCUUUUGGUGGUGCAGCAGAGAAAUGGGAGCUACAGGUGGAUCAGAUCUUCAUCAGUUUCACUGAGACCUACAUCUGUUAUCAUGUGUUUGAAGCAAAGAAAAUUAAAAAGAUGCUGCAGGACCGCUCCUUUCUGACUGAUGACAUGAAAGUGUACACAGAGAGCGGUUAUGCUGUGGUGGUGGGAGAGGCUGAAGACGUAAAGAAGAAGAUUGCAAUCUUAGACAAGAGUCUUCCAGCCUGCAUGAAGCUACCAGUAGUAGAGAACCAGUUUAAACUGGUGGAAGAAGAGUUCAAUGGAGAAAUGGCUACACUUUAUCCAGAGGUCAAAAUCACUAGAGACAGUGCUAUGAUCGUCUUGGAGGGUCCUGAUCAGAAAGUGCAGUCAGGAGCUACAAAACUUAAUGAACUGGUCAAAAAGAUAAAAGAAAAGAAAGUUCAGCUUCCUUCACAUUUAUUAACCUUCAUUAGAACCAGUGGCGCCAUCACCAAGUACCAGCUUCGCUUCCAGCAGAGCCUCAGAAAUCCUGUUUCCCUGGAGGUGACAUCAGACCUGGUCCUGUCCAGUCUGUCCUCUGUAUCCCUGGAGGAGGUUGCGGCAGCAGUGCUGAGAGAGCUGAGAGUGGCUGAUGUAGAGCUGCAGGGUACUGCAGGUGCAGCUCCAGAUCUAAACCAAGUGAAGGAAAUCCUGAUCAAAGCCAAGAACCAGGCAAACCUUGUGGAGCACAGAGUGGAUGUCAGCUUCAUUCCUGGACCCAGUGGAGCUCCAGUAACUAAAGUACGACUGGUGGGCUAUACUGAACAUGUGAACAAGCUCAAAGAGCUUCUUCAUGACUACCUGAUGAAUCAGGUUUCAACCCAAGAAGUGUUGGACCUGCCACAUCCUGAGCUGGUUGACUGCUUUGAUAAAAUCUUAAACAUAAUUGGGAUGAAGCAGACUAAUGUGACACUGAGAGCCUCACAUCUUCCAUAUCCAUGUAUCCUCAUGUCUGGUCCCCGUUGUCAAGUUCAGGAGACCCGUCAAGCCCUCACAUCUACUUUAGCCAGUCUGACAUUAGAGACCUUGGUUCUAGACGGACCAGGAGCUCUGCGCUACUUUCAGGGAGAUGGUAAAGACAACAAAGAGCUGGUUGAGACUUCCUGUCAGGUCCUCAUCAAAGAAAAAGUGCAAAUCAAACCACGAGCAAGGAGCAGAUCCAUCAGCAGCAUCAGACCCACCUUUUCCAUUAACAGGCCUCGCUUUAGCACGGUUGGAAACAUCGCAGAUAAUGGGAUAAACCUAAAGAUCAAGAUCGGCAGUUUAGAAAAUGAGCAGGUCAACGUCUUGGUUGUCCCCAUGCUCAAAAAGCAGCUGACUUCUACAAAUAUCGGUGCAUCUCUGCUGAGCAAAGGAGGUAAUACACUCAAAUCAAAGUUUGACUUGGUGGUGGCGAAUUGUACCCUCGCCCCUGGUGGUGUUCUGCAGGUUGACGGGCCUCCAUCUCUGGGCUGCUCCAAGAUCUUCUUCAUAGAGUGCUUGCCUUGGGAUGGUGUCAGAGGAAACAGUGUGCAGGCUCUCAGUAACGGGCUGAAGAGAUGUUUGGACCUCUGUGUGCAGCUGAAAUUUAGUUCAGUGGCCAUUCCAGUUAUUGGACCUGGAGUUGUCUUAAACUACCCCCUGACAGAGGCCGUUCAAGUGCUGGUGGAGAACAUUCACCAGUUUGGACAAACUGCAUCCUCUGGAUCUCUCUCCACCAUCCACAUUGUCAUUAAACCUGGUUAUCCCAACUCUGAAGAGUGCUACCACGAAGUGUACAAACGUCUCAGCCUAAAUAGGAACCAGGGAGGUCAAGUGAUCUUCAAGUCCCUCACCAGUGAUCUCGAUGACGUCACCAUGACAGUGGGAGGUGGGGUCAAACUACAGGUGGUGUUUGGUGACAUCACUAAUGAGAAUACAGAUGCUGUGGUGAACACGACCGACUUCACCAAUUUUCACAAUGAUGGUGUAUGCAAAGAUAUUUUAACCAUAGCUGGACCAGAUGUUGAGGCGAAACUGAAAGCAGCAAAAGUGAACCGAGGAAAUGUUUUUGUAUCCCAGCCUGGAUUGUUCCCCUGUAAAGCCAUUUUACAUGUUUGUGGAGAAAAAGAUGCAAGUGUCAUUGAGGGACUUGUGCAUAAGAUCAUUGAUCAUUGUGAAAACUCUGGAUUUAGGUCUGUUGCAAUUCCUGCCAUUUGUGCUGGAUCUGGUGGUUUGGAGCCCAGUGUUGUAGCAGGUGCAAUUGUUCGAGGCAUCAAAGAUGCAACUUUCAACCUUCUUUCCAGCCUCACCGACAUCCGUCUUGUCCUGAUUAAGAUAAAUGUCUUCUUGGCUUUUAAAGAGGAAACAACCCAGAUGUUCCCCAUGUUUCUCACUGUAACCAACAGAGUGUCAGUGUUACAACCACCACCCCCAUCUCUUAAUACCGACCUUAGCCUUUUCCACACCAGUUCAGCAAAUCAAAACUCCACCUUCCUGUUUCUGGGUCUUUGUAGAAAGGAUGUUGAUGAUGCCAUGCAAAAGCUGGAGACUCAAUAUAACAAACAGUGCUCCACUCAUACCUUUGAAAAAGAGGAACUUGAGGGUCUCACUCAGGACGACUUCAGGGAUUUGAAUGAACUGGUAGAAAUUGAGGGUCUGUACAUGCAAAAGCACCCAUCUGGUAGCUUAACCGUGAAUGGGUUAAAAGAUGGGGUGAAACAGGUGAUAGUGAUGAUUAAGGAAUGCAUGCAUGACAACCUUAGGAGAGAGGUGAGAGUCAGGGAGGAGGAGGACUUAUUCACUCGUGUGAUGUGGUGCAUCCUGGGACAUAAUGGCAACUGGGAGAGACUUCCCAAAAUGGCCAAUUACAACUUGGAAAAGCAAGAUAUAGCAGCAGGAAUAGUGGACACACAAGGAGUCUCAUGGCAGGUGGAUCUACAGGCAAUGAAAGCAACAACACGACCGACUAGACAGAAGACCAGGCUGAAACGACUUGAGAAUCAACCAGACUUUACUCUCCCACUCUACUGGGACAACAUGGCUACCAGUGAGCCCACAAAAGUGUUACUACAGUCUUCUUCUGCAGAGUAUCGGACGAUUAAGGAGGCCUUCAAACGAACUGCUCCCAAGACUGUGAUGAAGAUUGAGCGUUUACAGAACAUUCAUCUGCGUCGUGCCUAUGAGGCACAGAAGAAGCACAUAUCUGAAAAGAACAAACUGGAGCGAGCCAGAGAAGGUGAAAAGCUACUAUACCAUGGUACAACAGAGGAAAACUGUGACGCCAUCAUGAAAACUGGGUUCAACAGGCGCUUUGCUGGACAAAAUGCAACAGUAUAUGGUUAUGGAACCUACUUUGCUGUUAACGCCAGCUACUCAGCCAACCCCACUUACUCCAAGCCCACCGCUGAUGGUUCUCAGUUAAUGUUUGUGGCUCGAGUUCUGACCGGUGUCUACACUCAGGGCAGCAGUACCAUGUCGGUGCCUCCAGCCCGAAACAGCCAGCAGUCCCAUGACCGUUACGACAGCGUGGUGGACAAAAUGGACAACCCCAACAUGUUUGUUGUGUUUCACGAUGACCAAGCUUACCCAGAUUACCUCAUCACUUUCAAGUAAACACUGGAGCGAAAUUAUGGAUUUUACAUUGUGAAAGUUUAAACAGAUAGAAAACACAGACAGUAAUAGCAAUGCCAAAAAUUUGCGCAUAAACUUGAGCUGUCUGAGUACCUGCAGAUUAAUUCCUUACUGGAAUCAGGAUGUUGUUUCAAUGCACUUUGAGGACAAUAGGAAACUCUUUCUUUUUACUUCAGAGUCUGUUUAUUUAUGUGCUUUGCUUAAAAAUUAAUUAUGUUUGAUUUUAUCUUUGUUUUAAUGUCAGAUAUUUUAUGCUAUGACAAUCUUUAAAGUCUGAGUAAAGCAGAAAUUAACAUACAUUUUAAGUUUGCCACAUAAUAUGUGUUAUUAACCAACCAGCCAAACAUGAAUGGUUAAAACAAUUGCCAAGUAUGUAAAUUAUUAUGUUUUAAAUUAAGAAACUGAUCUGUGCUCUGCUCAAAUCACACUAAUAUGGCACUGUGGAGUUAGUUCUAAGUUUAGCAAACUGAUUAGAAUCAAACCACAAAGUCCCUGCAUAUAUGCAGUAUAUCUUUCUUUCUAAAUAAGUUAACUGUUUUAACUAUUCAUCUUAGCAGCACUCACAUAAAGUGAGCAUGCUACGGGGGAGGGGAUGUCAGUGUUGCUAAUAUAAACUUUUACUGCACCGUGGGCAAAAUUGAUUAAACUGUUGAUGAUUAAACUGUUGAUGAACUGUUUAAUUGUCUAAUUUGUCUAAUUUAGUAAAUCAUUGUUCUUAAUGUUUUAAGCAUCUGUUGUGUAACAAAACAUUUACAUGCAAAUCUGCAUAUUUGCUUUUCUCAGGAUUAAAUAAAAUAAAAGUAAAAAUA